UCCCUACUGUCACUUGAACUGGUAGUGCUGGGAAAGGUUGGCCAGGAGCUCCCAAAGUUCCAGGACGCCUUAGGUUCCCCCGGCGAAUGGAGUGCCGCCUCCGCCCGGCGCUCAGCGAGCCUACGUUCUGGUGGGUGGGGCAGAGGGAAGCCUGCGGGCCCGCCUGCAGCGGAGACGCCGGCACGGACUUGAGCUCCCGCCGUUCCUUGCGUGUGGGACUGGCCGCCAAGCUUCCCGGCAGGCUGUGCGCUGGGCCUCUACGGGUCCUCGGAAGCAUCGGGCCCGCGGGGCCUUGUGGGGGUUGCAGUUCCCUGCGGUGAUGAGCGGCGAAGGCGAGCCUCGGCUUCCCGGCGGGCAGCGCGGCGGUCGGCGGGGCAGUCCGGCGGGCAGCGGCGGCCGUUUCGGCUGCGGCACAACAGCGGACGAGCGGGUGGGCCGCGAAGAUGAGCGGCGGCCGUCGCCUCCUGAGGGUCUGAGCGCUGCGCGGGCCCCUCCCCCAGCCCGGGCCACCGCGGACCGAGCGCUCCGUGCGCGGGCCGGGCCCAGAGCCGCCGCCGCCCCGGGCCGCCCGCCGUCCCGCCCCGCCCCCCCGGCCGGCCGGCCCGGCGCUCAUGCGGUCGGAGCCCCGCCUCCCGCCCGCGCCGCGCGCCCGCCCGCACCAUGCUCAAGUGCAUCCCGCUGUGGCGCUGCAACCGGCACGUGGAGUCGGUGGACAAGAGGCACUGCUCGUUGCAAGCCGUGCCCGAGGAGAUCUAUCGCUACAGCCGCAGCCUGGAGGAGCUACUUCUCGAUGCCAACCAGCUGCGCGAGCUGCCCAAGCCUGGCCAACCUGGUGACUCUGGAGCUGCGGGAAAACCUGCUCAAGUCGCUGCCUGCGUCCCUGUCUUUCCUGGUCAAGCUGGAACAGUUGGACCUGGGCGGCAACGAUCUGGAAGUGCUGCCCGAUACUCUGGGGGCUUUGCCCAACCUGCGCGAGCUGUGGCUGGACCGGAACCAGUUGUCGGCACUGCCCCCGGAGCUCGGGAACCUGAGGCGCCUGGUGUGCCUGGAUGUGUCGGAGAACAGGCUGGAGCGGCUGCCCUCGGCACUUGGUGGGCUGGUGCUGCUCACUGACCUGCUGCUCUCCCAGAACUUGCUGCAGAGGCUUCCUGAUGGCAUCGGUCAGCUGAAGCAGCUGUCCAUCCUGAAGGUGGACCAGAACCGCCUGUGCGAGGUGACCGAGGCUAUCGGGGACUGCGAGAACUUGUCUGAGCUGAUCCUCACAGAGAACCUGCUGACGGCCCUGCCCCACUCCCUGGGGAAGCUGACCAAGCUGACCAACCUCAAUGUUGACCGGAACCGCCUGGAAGUGCUACCACCGGAGAUUGGAGGCUGUGUGGCACUCAGUGUCCUAUCCUUGAGGGACAAUCGCCUGGCCGUCCUGCCACCUGAGCUUGCCCACACAGCCGAGCUGCAUGUGUUGGACGUGGCCGGGAACCGGCUGCAGAGUCUGCCGUUUGCGCUCACCCAUCUCAAUCUCAAGGCCCUGUGGCUGGCUGAGAAUCAGGCACAGCCCAUGCUUCGGUUCCAGACCGAGGAUGACACCCAGACUGGCGAGAAGGUGCUCACCUGUUACCUCCUGCCCCAGCAGCCACCACCCAGCCUCGAGGACCCAGGACAGCGGAGCAGCCCUUCAGAAAGCUGGAGUGAUGCCCCUCUCAGCCGUGUCAGCGCCAUCCAGUUCUUGGAGGCCCCUGUGGUCGGAGAGGAUGCUGAGGAAGCAGCUGCUGAGAAGCGGGGCCUACAGCGGCGGGCCACGCCCCACCCCAGUGAGCUCAGGGUGAUGAGGAAGGGCAUGGAAGAGCGGCGGAAUGAAGCCUUCUGCAGGCCUGGCCCUGGGACGCCCUCACCCCUGGAGGAGGAGAAGAGGCUGAGUACCGAGUCUGGCCUGAGUGAGAACUCACACCUGUCCGCAAGCACAGCCUCCCUGGGUGAGCCUGAGGGCCCCCUAGCAGAGGUGGAGGCGCCGAGCCGGCAGGAAGCCGAGCCGGCUGCCCAGGAGGAAGCCGAGGAAGAGGCCUAUGAGGAGCCUGCUGCCCCCGGCUGGGGUGGGGCGCGGGGUCUCCACUCCCCAGCCAGGCUGUGGUCCCCGUCCUGCAUCUGUCACACCGCACCCAUAGAGCACCCAGGGGUUCCUGCCCUGCUGCCCACAGUGCGCUUUGCGGAGGACACCCUGGUGCUGCACCCCCCAGGGGAGGACGCUGAGAGCGAGGAGGGGCAGGAAGAGGGGCAGCUGGAGGCCCCCUGGUCCCCGCCUGGUGGGAGGCAGCGGCUCAUCCGCAAGGACACACCCCACUACAAGAAGCACUUCAAGAUCUCCAGGCUGCCCCGGCCCGAGGCCGUCGUGGCCCUGCUGCGGGGGACGCAUCCAGACGGCGAGGGCCUGGCAGGGCCGCGGGGCUGGCACAACGGCCCCCACACGCCCUGGGCUCCUCGGGCCGAGGAGGAGGAGGAGGAGGAGGAGGAGGAGGAGGCCGAGGAGGCUGAGGAGGAGGCCGAGCAGGCUGAGGAGGAGGCCGAGGCAGCGGUGGUAGCGGCGGAGGAGGAGGAGGAGGCUGGGGCUGCGGCAGCCUCUGUGCCCUGCGUCAAGGGGGUGUCGUUUGACCAGGCCAAUAACCUGCUGAUAGAGCCUGCCCGCAUUGAGGAGGAAGAGCUGGCACUCACCGUCAUGCGGCAGACUGGGGGCCUUGGCAUCAGCAUCGCCGGCGGCAGGGGCUCCACCCCUUACAAGGGGGACGACGAGGGCAUAUUCAUCUCUCGGGUGUCUGAGGAGGGCCCUGCGGCCCGGGCUGGAGUCCGAGUGGGAGACAAGCUCCUUGAGGUGAAUGGCGUAGCCUUGCAGAACGCUGAGCACCACCAGGCCGUCGAGGCGCUGCGGGGGGCAGGUGCUACCGUGCAGAUGCGGCUGUGGCGAGAGCGCAUGGUGGAGCCCGAGAACGCCGUCACCACCACGCCUCUGCGGCCUGAGGAUGACUACAGUCCCCGGGAGCGGCGGGGAGCUGGGCUGCGGCUGCCCCUGCUCCAGCCUGAGACCCCUGGGCCCUUCCGCCAGCGCCACGUGGCCUGUCUGGUGCGCAGUGAGAAGGGGCUGGGCUUCAGCAUCGCUGGCGGGAAAGGUUCCACGCCCUACCUGGCUGGUGACGGGGGCAUCUUCAUCUCCCGCAUCGCUGAGGGGGGUGCUGCCCACCGGGCGGGCACUCUGCAGGUUGGCGACCGUGUCCUCUCGAUCAAUGGGGUGGACAUGACCGAGGCCAGGCACGACCACGCUGUCGCUCUGCUGACUGCUGCGUCCCCCGCCAUCGCCCUGUUGCUGGAACGGGGGGCUGGGGGGCCCCUUCUCCCCAGUCCCCUGCCACACUCUCCCCCAGCCCCCACUGCUGCUGCCACCACUGUGAUCACUGUCACUCCUGGGGAGCCUGGGCCCCUGAGGAUGGCCCCCAGCCUGCUGGCUGCUGCCCUGGAGGGGCCAUACCCAGUGGAGGAGAUCUGUUUGCCGAGAGCUGGGGGCCCACUGGGGCUCAGCAUUGUUGGGGGCUCUGACCAUUCCAGCCACCCGUUUGGUAUCCAGGAGCCUGGUGUAUUUAUCUCGAAGGUGCUCCCGCGGGGCCUGGCUGCUCGAAGUGGCCUUCGGGUCGGGGACCGAAUCCUGGCAGUGAAUGGGCAGGAUGUGCGGGAGGCCACACACCAGGAGGCGGUCAGCGCCCUGCUGCGGCCCUGCCAGGAGCUGGUGCUGCUUGUGCGGAGGGACCCACCACCCCCGGGCAUGAGGGAGCUCUGUAUCCAGAAGGCCCCUGGGGAGAGGCUGGGCAUCAGCAUUCGCGGGGGUGCCAAGGGCCAUGCAGGGAAUCCCUGCGACCCCACAGAUGAGGGCAUCUUCAUCUCCAAGGUGAGCCCGGCAGGAGCAGCGGGGCGUGAUGGCCGCUUACAAGUGGGGCUGCGACUGCUGGAGGUGAACCAGCACAGCCUGCUGGGCCUGACUCACGGGGAGGCUGUGCAGCUGUUGCGCGGUGUGGGCGACAGCCUCACUGUGCUCGUCUGCGAUGGCUUCGAUGCCAGCACCACCCCUGCCCCUGAGGUGUCCCCGGGUGUCAUUGCCAACCCCUUUGCGGCAGGCGUCAGCCGCCGGAACAGCCUGGAAAGCAUCUCGUCCAUCGACCGGGAGCUGAGUCCCGAGGGCCCUGGCAAGGGCAGAACGCAGCCAGAAGCCCUGGGGCCGGGGAGCCCGAGGCUGCCAGGCUCCAGCCAGAGUCCGCCCUGCCCGCAGGAGAAGGGGCUGCCAGGACAGACCUCGCAGUGGGGACCAGAGGCUGUGCCUCCCUCCCCACCAUCCCCUGAAGAGCUGCCCGUCAACGUGAAGCAGGCCUACAGGACAUUCGCUGCUGUACCUGGCCUGCACCCACCCCAGGACACCCCUGCCCAGCCCUCCACGCCUGGGCCUACGGCCUCACCGGAGCAGCUGUCUUUCCGUGAGCGGCAGAAGUACUUUGAGUUGGAGGUGCGCGUGCCCCAGACUGAGGGCCCCCCAAAGCGCGUGUCACUGGUGGGUGCUGAUGACCUUCGUAAGAUGCAGGAGGAGGAAGCCCGAAAGCUGCAGCAGAAGAGGGCGCAGAUGCUGCAGGAGGCAGCCGCUGCGGGGCGCGCCCCGCACAGAGAAGACCCUCCGGAGGAGGAAGAGCCGGAGGAGGAGCCGCCCUGGGCUGGCCCAGGCCCUGGCACAGGGCUCUGCCCCACGUCCCCUCUGCCCCACGUGGGAGGCAGCGCCCCUGUGCGGACAGCCAAAGCUGAGAGACGCCAUCAGGAGCGGCUGCGUGUGCAGAGCCCUGAGCUGCCCACACCCGAGCAGGCCCUGUCCCCUGCAGAGCGCCGUGCCUUGGAGGCCGAGAAGCGGGCACUGUGGAGGGCUGCCAGGAUGAAGUCUCUGGAGCAGGAUGCCCUCCGAGCACAGAUGGUUCUCAGCAAGUCCCAGGAAGGCCGGAGCAAGCGCGGGCCUCUGGAGCGGCUGGCUGAGGCCCCUUCGCCUGCACCCACCCCGUCACCCACCCCCUGGGAAGACCUCAGCCCCCAGACCAGCACCUCCCUGGGACACCUGGCCUUGUCUGGGAGGAAGUUUGACUACAGGGUGUUUGCAGCCCUCCCUUCUUCCAGACCUGUCUAUGACAUGCAGUCCCCAGAUUUUGCUGAGGAGCUGAGGUCCUUGGAGCCGUCUCCCAGCCCCGGCCUGCAGGAGGAUGGGGAGGUGGCCAUGGUGCUUCUGGGCGGGCCCUCACCAGGUGCCGUGGGCCCCGAGGAGGUGACACUGUGCAGCAGCCGCCGCCCCAUGCGGCCAGGACGCCGUGGCCUGGGCCCAGUGCCCUCCUAGACGAUUGGUGUACCUUCCCCCGCCCCUGACUUGGGGUGGGGGCCCUGCCAGCUCCAUCACCACCCUUGCCCGAAGUCUUUUUAACCUGGGUGUUAGAAUUUUAAAGAGACCCCUCAGGAGUCCUGGCCGCUAACUGCCCCCUCCCCAGCCAGGACCUCAUGUCCGUGCAAGACUGUAACUAGUGAUAUUUGUACAACCAAAGACUCUAUUUUGUGGUUUAAGGAGAAUAAAAUUGACUACAUUUUA
Messenger RNA from Manis javanica (Malayan pangolin), 5644 nucleotides. The record is from RefSeq and is a predicted model, not a curated record. Lineage: Eukaryota; Metazoa; Chordata; Mammalia; Pholidota; Manidae.